CUCUGUUGCCGCCUGUUGUCCUUGGAGAGGCGACUUCCGACUACUUUCAUCCAAAGGCGAAGACUGCCAAAAAUCUCCAAGGCUUAUCUUCCUCCAUCAAAUUUCUCUUCUGGAAUCAACUCUUUUCCUCUCAUCAACUUCCUCAUCUUCCCUGUUGCGCAAAUACCCUCCUUCCGCAACACCCGCCACGUCGCACAGCCCACUCUCUCUACUAGUCGACCCCGCCGAUUCCCGCAGCUCGCGAUCAGGCCAACAAGAUGUCUCCGGAGCCCACACCCGAUCAUCCUGCGCACAAGAAGAAGGUCAACUUGACCGACGCCUCUGGCGCUGAGCGCAAGGAAGAAGAUGACACAGCGACCGCCAUCCUCAAGAAGAAGAAGAAGCCUAACCAGUUGAUGGUGACCGAUGCCGUCAACGAUGACAACUCGAUCAUCGCCCUCUCUAACAACACCAUGGAGGCCCUCCAGCUGUUCCGUGGUGACACAGUGUUGGUCCGCGGCAAGAAGAGGAAGGACACCGUUCUGAUUGUCCUCGCCGACGACGAUCUGGAUGACGGGAGCGCCCGCAUCAACCGCGUCGUCCGCCACAACCUGCGGGUCAAGCACGGCGACAUCAUCACCAUCCAUCCUUGCCCGGAUAUCAAAUAUGCCAAGCGCAUCGCCGUCCUUCCCAUCGCCGAUACCGUUGAAGGCCUCACCGGGUCUCUGUUUGAUGUCUUCCUCGCUCCGUACUUCCGAGAAGCCUACCGUCCCGUUAGGCAAGGCGACCUCUUCAUCGUUCGUGGUGGCAUGAGGCAAGUGGAGUUCAAGGUUGUCGAGGUCGACCCGCCCGAGUACGGCAUCGUGGCUCAGGAUACGGUCAUCCACUGUGAAGGCGAGCCCAUCCAGCGCGAUGAGGAGGAGAACAACCUGAACGAGGUCGGCUACGAUGAUAUCGGCGGUUGCCGCAAGCAGAUGGCUCAGAUCCGUGAAAUGGUCGAGCUGCCACUGCGGCAUCCUCAGCUAUUCAAGUCCAUCGGUAUCAAGCCCCCUCGCGGUGUGCUGCUCUACGGGCCUCCGGGUACCGGUAAGACACUGAUGGCUCGUGCCGUUGCCAACGAGACCGGCGCUUUCUUCUUCUUGAUCAACGGCCCCGAGAUUAUGUCCAAGAUGGCCGGUGAAUCCGAGUCCAACCUCAGGAAAGCGUUCGAGGAGGCCGAGAAGAACUCGCCUGCCAUUAUCUUCAUUGACGAAAUUGAUUCCAUCGCUCCCAAGCGCGAGAAGACGAACGGCGAGGUUGAGCGCCGUGUCGUGUCUCAGCUGCUCACCCUCAUGGACGGCAUGAAGGCGCGGUCUAACGUCGUCGUCAUGGCCGCGACUAACAGGCCCAACUCUAUCGACCCAGCUCUGCGUCGCUUCGGUCGUUUCGACCGUGAAGUCGACAUCGGCAUUCCCGACCCCACUGGCCGUCUUGAGAUCCUGCAGAUCCACACCAAGAAUAUGAAGCUGGCCGAUGACGUCGAUCUUGAGCAGAUUGCUGCCGAGACACACGGCUAUGUCGGCUCUGAUCUUGCUGCUCUCUGUUCCGAAGCGGCCAUGCAGCAGAUUCGCGAGAAGAUGGAUCUCAUCGACCUCGACGAGGACACCAUUGAUGCCGAGGUUCUCGACUCGCUUGGUGUCACCAUGGAGAACUUCCGUUUCGCCCUCGGCGUGUCGAACCCCUCGGCUCUCCGCGAGGUUGCCGUCGUCGAAGUUCCCAACGUCCGCUGGGAGGAUAUUGGCGGCCUCGAGAGUGUCAAGCAGGAACUCAAGGAGAACGUCCAGUACCCCGUCGACCAUCCAGAGAAGUUCCUCAAGUUUGGCCUCUCGCCGUCCCGUGGUGUGCUCUUCUAUGGUCCCCCCGGUACGGGUAAGACGAUGUUGGCCAAGGCUGUUGCCAACGAGUGCGCUGCCAACUUCAUCUCCGUCAAGGGCCCCGAACUGCUGUCCAUGUGGUUCGGCGAGUCGGAGAGCAACAUCCGUGACAUUUUCGACAAGGCGCGCGCUGCUGCCCCCUGCGUUGUCUUCCUCGACGAGUUGGACUCCAUCGCCAAAGCCCGUGGUGGCUCUGUUGGCGACGCUGGCGGUGCCUCUGACCGUGUCGUCAACCAGCUCCUGACUGAAAUGGACGGCAUGACUUCGAAGAAGAAUGUCUUCGUCAUCGGCGCCACCAACCGGCCGGAGCAGCUUGACCCUGCCCUGUGCCGUCCCGGCCGUCUUGACUCGCUCAUCUACGUGCCUCUGCCCGACGAAGCUGGCCGUUUGAGCAUUCUCAAGGCUCAGCUGCGCAAGACGCCCGUUGCCGCUGACGUCGACCUCGCCUACAUCGCGUCGAAGACUCACGGUUUCUCCGGUGCCGAUCUUGGUUUCAUCACCCAGCGCGCUGUCAAGCUGGCCAUCAAGGAGUCCAUCUCGCUCGAGAUCCAGCGGAACAAGGAACGUGAGGCUGCCGGCGAGGACGUCGACAUGGAGGACGAGGAGGACCCGGUUCCGGAGCUCACCAAGCGCCACUUCGAGGAAGCCAUGCGGGACGCCCGCCGCUCGGUUACCGACGUUGAGAUCCGCCGUUACGAGGCGUUUGCCCAGCAGAUGAAGAACGCUGGUCCCGGCGCCUACUUCAAGUUUCCCGAGGGCGGCAUUGAGGGCGGCAACGCCGGCAGCUCGGGCGCCGGUAACUCGUUUGGCGAUGCCGGGAACGACGACGGUCUCUACGAUUAAACGGCCAAGCAGGCGUUUAGAGAUUCUAUCUGGGCUCCGGGGUCUUGUGUAUUCUAUCUAGCUCUUUUCCUUUCAUCGAUCUGGGAAUCAUGAGACCAUGAAGAGUCAGAAGCGUCUCUCACGCGCCUGCUCAUCAUCCAUGACGGUCGUGGGCUCGCAUUGAUGUUCUAGCCUUGCUUCCCU
Messenger RNA from Thermothelomyces thermophilus ATCC 42464, 2918 nucleotides. RefSeq lists its product as uncharacterized. Gene Ontology annotation, molecular function: polyubiquitin modification-dependent protein binding; ATP binding; ATP hydrolysis activity. Gene Ontology annotation, cellular component: nucleus; cytosol; VCP-NPL4-UFD1 AAA ATPase complex. The transcript is spliced from 5 exons. NCBI's taxonomy places the organism in Eukaryota, Fungi, Ascomycota, Sordariomycetes, Sordariales, Chaetomiaceae. The record is from RefSeq and is a predicted model, not a curated record. The coding region runs from base 258 to 2735 and encodes 825 amino acids. Gene Ontology annotation, biological process: mitotic spindle disassembly; retrograde protein transport, ER to cytosol; autophagosome maturation.